AUGAAUAGCAAUAGUAGCAGUAAUAGCAAGCUUUCGAUGACUUCUCCGUUACGUAGAAACAAUUCUGGAGAGACACGGUUGACUACGACCUUCAAUGUCUCAGGACAAAUGUUUGAAGUGAGCAAUGCUCUCCUCAACAAAUUUCCAAACUGCAAGCUCUCUAUAAUGGCUAACUCCACACGAUCUAUUGCUAUUACGGCUCCUUCGUCAAAGUCUGAUUUAUUUGUGGACCUGAAUCCUUACGCCUUUAAUGUUGUUUUGGACUACAUGAGAUACGGAAAACUCUACUGUCCGAGAAACGUCGCCAAAGAAGUAGUCGACUUGCAGCUCCGAGCACUCGACAUUGAGAUAAAAGCUGAAGUUGUCGAAAUCGACGCCGACGACCUAUAUCCAACGACAUCUUCAACAAAUUUCAAUAUAAAUGCAUCAAUAGAAGAUCCAAACCAACCACCGCCAUACACACCAAGCAUAUCAAACACCUAUAAUCGUAGCGACACAAAACAACCCAUAUCAACAUCGUCCUCAUCAUCAGUACAGGCUCAGGUACAGUUAUCAUCAACUAGCAAACUCGAAAAUCUGAUAGGAGGCUGGCUAUCUCCGAUAGUAAUCACACGGGCCAAGCGUGGGUUGAGAAAGCUGAAAUUCUUGUUUGUACCAAUGGGUGUAGAACUCACGAAAAUAGCAGGCUUUGAAUCUCUGUCGAAUGAUGGUGCACCUAUUGAGAUAGUGCAUAUGAAUAGGAGUCAUACUGAGGACUCUGAGAGUGUGGGUGAUAUAGUCUUUUUAACGUCAUCAGGUACGCCAGAAGAGUUGGCGAGGUUGCUGGUACUUCGGACAGGGAUUGUGAGGGCUGUACCAGAACUGCCAGAGAUAUUUACAAGGACUGAAAAUCAGUUUGGAACUACCGAGUCGCAACGGCAUCCUGCUCUCCUACUACAUGUAACUUUGGCUUGA
Messenger RNA from Synchytrium microbalum, 954 nucleotides. RefSeq lists its product as uncharacterized. The transcript is spliced from 3 exons. The coding region runs from base 1 to 954 and encodes 317 amino acids. Gene Ontology annotation, biological process: protein homooligomerization. The record is from RefSeq and is a predicted model, not a curated record. Lineage: Eukaryota; Fungi; Chytridiomycota; Chytridiomycetes; Synchytriales; Synchytriaceae.